AUGGCUUCUGAGGCCCCCACCCUCGCUGGCUCUUCUGCCGACAACCUGACGCCCGCCCAGCGUCUGGCCGAGAAGCACGACGACCACAAGCCCACAGUCGAGGAGGUCGUCGACGAGGAGGACAUUGCCCACCCUCCUCCUUCUACUUCUGCCACCGCUUCGUCGUCGGCUGGUCCCUCGACUGCCGCCCCUACUCCCGCUCCCGAGGCCGCUCCUGCUCCUGCUCCCAAGAAGUCGUCGGUCCUCGACACUCAAUCCGAGGAGCUGUUCCCCUCGCUCGGCGCCUCCAAGCCUCGCUCUUCUGCCGGUCCUUCGCCAUGGUCUAAGAAGCCUGCCGCCGUCGCCAACGCCAACGGCCUCCACAAUGGUCAGGUCGCCAACAACGCUCCUUCGCGCAGCUCCACUCCUGCCUCGAGCCUCGCUACUCCCGCUUCCACCGCUGGCUUCCGUGGCGUCUCUCUCCCUGGCCGUCAUACCGAGGCCAUCUCNUUUGCUCCAUCUCAGCUCGCUCAGUCAAAGGACUUGAAGAAGCCCGUCUCCGAGAUCCUCCGCGACAUCAACAAGCGCUCCAAGGCCAAGGUUGAGAUGGGCCAAGGUGCUGGUGGUUCCUACUCCUUCAGAGCCACCGGUUCCACUCCCAACGACGUCCGCGAGACUCUGAAGGAGGUCGCCCGUCAGCUUGGUUCUAGAGUGCCCGUCCCGCUUUCCGUCCGUCCUCACAUCAUCGGCCGUGGUGGCGCCAACAUCACCGCUCUCAGCCAAAAGACUGGUGCCAAGAUCCAGGUUCCUCGCCAGGACGACACUGAUACCGCCGACGAUGACGACUCUGCCACCAUCGACGUCCUUAUUGAGGGCGACGCUGUUGCUGCCGAGAUGGCCCGUCAAGAGAUUGAGAAGAUUGUCAACGAGCGUACCUCUUCCAUCAACCUCCGUCUGAAGGAUAUUCCUGCCGAGUUCUACCCUUUCCUUGCUGGUGCCCACAACUCGCGUGUUGGUGACCUUGAGAAUGGUCGUGACUUGAAGGUCCAGAUUCCUCACUACCACACUUGGGUCGAGCAGGCUCCUCCCGAGCCCGCUGCAUACCGCCAGCCUCCCGCCUUCGUACCCCAGGCCAGCCUCCCUAUCCAGAUUUCUGGUGACCGCUUGGCUGCCAACGAAGCUCGCGCCCAGCUCGAACGCCAGGUGGAGCAGCUUAGACGCGAGCUUGUUUCAGAACAGGCCGCUAUUGAGCGUGGUCGUCAUCAGUUCAUUGUUGGUGACAGAGGCACUUCUCUCCACGACUUCCUUGCCGAGACCGGAUGUACCGUUGUGCUGCCUCCUGAUGCCGAGAACGACGAGAACCUGACCAUCGUUGGUCCUGCUGAUAGACUCGACGACGGUUUGAACAAGGUCAUGGAGCUUGCGGCCAGCAUGUCCAUGGCCAGCGUUGACAUCUCUCGCUCUUUCCCCAACGCUCCUCUCGGUGCCCAGGCUCACGCUCGCAACGUUACCAAGUAUCUCCAACAGAGACGCGCCAUCCAGGACCUCGAGCGUUUGUACAAUGCUCGCAUUAUCGCCAGCACUGCCCGCAACGGCCCCACUGCUUGGGAGGUUGCUUCCCGCGACGGCAAGAACACCAUGAAGGCUCGCUCUGACAUCAUGAACCUCAUCAGCGGUCAUCCNCCUGCCCGUCUCAACCCCGUCCAGGUCCACCCCUUCUACCACCAGCACCUGCGCCAGUCAGCUGGUCCUCAGAUCCGCGACCAGUUCGGUGUGCACAUGGUUGUCCCUGAGGAAUCCGACAGUGAUGAUGAGAUCCUGCUCGUCUACGAGGGUCCUUCUUCCGCUGCCGAUUACCAGCUGCCAAGACGUCAACCUGCUGCCAACGAGGCUCAAGACUUCGAGCGCGCCCUGAAGGAAGCUCAACAACACCUUUUGAGUCUCAUCAGUGGACAGCAGGAGAUCGUCUCCCGUGACGUUGACGCCCCUCCCAAGUUCCACGACAAGAUCAGAAGACAUGUUGAUCGUGAGCAGUCGAACCUCCCCUCGGGUCAGAUUCCCAUCCAGGUCUUGUUCGGUGGACAAACUGCUCGCAAGGCUCCUGCUCAAGGUUUCUCUGUCCGUGGUCCCAGCGACCGUGCUGAUGCACUUGUCGAAAGCCUUCUCGCUUUCAUCGAGCAAGAGAAGCAGGACGAGCUUGAGCGCGGUUUCACUCUGACUUUUGACUUNCCCCAGAAGUUUGCCAACAUCUUGAUCGGAAAGAAGGGCGAGAACAUCAGAAAGCUUCGUGAGGAGUUCGACGUCGACAUUCAAGUCAACGAUGGCAAGGUCGAACUCAAGGGUCCCCAAGCCAAGGCCAAUGCUUGCAAGGCUCACAUCCUUGCUCUUGGUAAGAAGCUCGAGGAUGAAGCCACACACGUUAUCAAGGUCAAGCCCCAGUACCACAAAGACCUGAUUGGCACAAAGGGCAGCAUGGUCAACCGUCUCCAAGACAGAUACAACGUCAGAAUCAACUUNCCUCGCUCAAACAACACCGAGGAUGAUGACGCAGCUGAGGGAGAGACUUCUCGCAAAUCAAACCAGGCUCCCGAUGAAGUCAUCAUCAAGGGUCCCAAGAGAGGUGCUGACGAGGCCAGAGAGGAACUUCUCAACCUCUUGCAGUACACCAUGGACACUUCUCACACUGCCACUGUCUCUGUUCAGCAGAGCCAACUGCCUUCCUUGAUUGGAACCGGCGGUCGUGAGCUCGAUGCUCUCCGUCUCGCCACUGGCGCUCACGUCGACGUUCCCAAUAGCCGCGAGGCGGCCGAUGCUUCUGGACGCGUUGAGAUCAAAAUCAAGGGCUCAAAGAAGGCUGUCGAAGACGCCAAGAAACAGAUCGAAGAAGCUGCCAAGGUCUUUGACUCGACUGUCACUCGCACGCUCGAUGUUGAGAAGAAGCACCACCGCAACAUCAUCGGCGGUGGUGGUGCUAACAUCCGUGACAUUGUCAUUAAGGCUGGUGGCCCUGACGAUAGACAGAAGCUUGCCCGUAUGGUGCGCUUCCCUCGCGCCGAGGCCGAAGGCAACACCAUUCGUGUUGAGGCUAACCAGGCUAUCGCUGACAAGAUCAUCGAGGCCAUCCAAGCACAGGUUUCUGAGCUCGAGAGCCAGACAACUCAGAUUAUCGAGGUUUCUCCCGAGAAGCACCCUAAGCUGAUUGGUCGUGGUGGCGACAUCAGAAAGAAGAUCGAGUCAGAGUUUGGUGUUCAGCUCGACAUUCCGAAACAGUCUGUCACUGGUCCUGAGCGCUCGAAGGUCAAGCUAAUGGGACGUGCCGAAAACAUUGAAAAGGCCAAGGAACACAUUGCAACUCUCACCAAGGAUGCUGAGAGCACUGAUAUCCAGAUCCCCCUCAAGUUCCACCACGCCAUCGCCGACAACGGACAGUUCUUCCGCCGCCUUCGUAGCGACCUCAAGGUCUCGGUUGAUCAUAAGGGAGUGCGUCCUCCUCAGCGCCCUGAGGCACUCUCUACUCGUAAAGCUGGCUCUGGAAUGCCUUUGAUCACCGAUGAUGCUACCGGCGGCGCUUCUGACGACAACAUCUCGUGGGUCGUGCACAGCCUUCACGAGAGCGCGCCUGAGGGUGAGAUCACCUGGGCCUUGUCUGGAGCUUCUCCCGAGAGCCUCGAGAAGGCCAGCGCUCGCGUCAAGAAGGCCCUUGCCGACGCCGAGAAGCUGACCCACGCUGGUUUCCUUGUCCUUCCCGACCCCAGCUCUUACAGAAGAGUUGUUGGUCCUCAGGGCAGCACCAUCAACGACAUUCGCGCCAAGACUGGUACUAAGAUCCAGGUCCCCAAGGCCCAGAGCGGCGAUGAGGCCAUUGAAAUCACCGGUACCCAGGACGGUGUUGAGAACGCCAAGGAGAUGAUUCUCAACGCCAUCCAGGGUUAA
Messenger RNA from Aureobasidium vineae, 3912 nucleotides. The record is from the annotation of a GenBank genome assembly. Lineage: Eukaryota; Fungi; Ascomycota; Dothideomycetes; Dothideales; Saccotheciaceae.